Messenger RNA from Cynocephalus volans (Philippine flying lemur), 1224 nucleotides. RefSeq names its product keratin, type I cytoskeletal 13. Gene Ontology annotation, molecular function: structural molecule activity. The coding region runs from base 1 to 1224 and encodes 407 amino acids. The transcript has 6 exons. NCBI's taxonomy places the organism in Eukaryota, Metazoa, Chordata, Mammalia, Dermoptera, Cynocephalidae. Gene Ontology annotation, biological process: intermediate filament organization; epithelial cell differentiation. Gene Ontology annotation, cellular component: cytoskeleton; keratin filament. The record is from RefSeq and is a predicted model, not a curated record.
AUGAGCUGUCGCUUCCAGAGCUCCUCUGCCAGCUAUGGAGGUGGUUUCGGGGGUGGCUCUUGCCAGCUGGGAGGAGGCCGCAGUAUCUCCACCUGUUCAAGCCGGUUUGUCUCUGGGGGAUCAGCUGGGGGAUACGGGGGUGGCAUGAGCUGUGGCUUUGGUGGAGGUGCAGGUAGUAGCUUUGGGGGUGGCUUUGCAGGUGGCUUUGGAGGUGGCUUUGGUGGCAGUUUUGGUGGUGGUUUUGGUGACUUUGGUGGUGGCGAUGGUGGCCUCCUCUCCGGCAACGAGAAGAUCACUAUGCAGAACCUCAACGACCGCCUGGCCUCCUACCUGGAAAAGGUACGUGCCCUGGAGGAGGCCAACGCAGACCUGGAGGUGAAGAUCCGCGACUGGCACCUGAAGCAGAGCCCAGCCAGCCCGGAACGUGACUACAGCCACUACUUCAAGACCAUCGAAGAGUACCGGGACAAGAUCCUGGCUGCCACCAUUGACAACAACCGGGUCAUCUUGGAGAUUGACAACGCCAGGCUGGCUGCGGAUGACUUCAGGCUCAAAUAUGAGAAUGAGCUGGCUCUGCGCCAGAGUGUGGAGGCCGACAUCAACGGCCUGCGCAGGGUGCUGGAUGAGCUGACCCUGGCCAAGACUGACCUGGAGAUGCAGAUCGAGAGCCUGAACGAGGAGCUGGCCUACAUGAAGAAGAACCACGAGGAGGAGAUGAAGGAGUUCAGCAACCAGGUGGUGGGCCAGGUCAACGUGGAGAUGGACGCCACCCCCGGCAUUGACCUGACCCGCGUUCUGGCGGAGAUGAGGGAGCAGUAUGAGGCCAUAGCAGAGAAGAACCGCCGGGAUGUUGAGGAAUGGUUCCACAACAAGAGUGCAGAGCUGAACAAGGAGGUGUCUUCCAACGCAGAAAUGAUCCAGACCAGCAAGACGGAGAUCACAGAGCUCAGGCGCACACUCCAGGGCCUGGAGAUUGAACUGCAGUCCCAGCUGAGCAUGAAAGCCGGGCUGGAGAGCACGGUGGCGGAGACAGAGUGCCGCUACGCCCUGCAGCUGCAGCAGAUCCAGGGGCUCAUCAGCAGCAUUGAGGCCCAGCUGAGUGAGCUCCGCAGUGAGACGGAGUGCCAGAACCAGGAGUACAAGACGCUGCUGGACAUCAAGACGCGGCUGGAGCAGGAGAUCUCCACCUACCGCAGCCUGCUUGAGGGCCAGGAUGCCAAGUAG